This is a messenger RNA of Paramecium sonneborni, 431 nucleotides long. The record is from the annotation of a GenBank genome assembly. NCBI's taxonomy places the organism in Eukaryota, Ciliophora, Oligohymenophorea, Peniculida, Parameciidae.
UGGAGGUAGGAAUCAAAGAAUAUGAUGGAGUAAUCUGGGAUUAUUAAUACUACCCUCCAAAUCGAAAAUGAACAAAAUAUUAAGUUACCAUAAAUAAUGAUAGAAUCAUAGAAAGUAGGUAGAAUUUGAUAAAAGGUUUAAUUUGCAUAAAUAAGUCACUUAUAAUGGUUAAUAUAAUAUGCAAGUUAUGAAGAUCGGUACCUGGUAUAGUAUAUAUUGUAUGGAAAGAGAGAAGGAAUAUAUAUAGAUGUGGAAUCAAUAAGAAUUGAUAUUGCAUUCUUAAAUAAAAAUUUCAUUACGCUACGCCAAUGUAUAAAGUGCUUUAAAAUUUGGAAUGCCCCAUUCAAGGUCGAUUUGUUUCUUCAUCUUUCUGAAUGUAAAAAAAUAAUAGAAAUAGGGGCUAUUAUACCUAACCAAACCGUCAAAUUGAU